AUGAGGUUAGAAGGUAAUCAUGAAUCAGAUUUGAAUGAUCGAAUAGAAUUUGCAUAUUGGAUUUUAGCAGUUGGAGAUGGUAUGAUUGGUAAUUCAGUUGAUGGAAUUGGAAAAGUUCCUAUACCUGAUGAUGUUCUUAUUAGUGAUUGUGAAGAUCCUAUUUCUGCCAUUGUUAACAGAACAUAUCCAGAUUUUUAUUCACAUUGCAAUGACGUAACAUACUUACAGAAAAGAGCAAUUCUUGCUCCCACGCUUGACAUGGUAGAAUCAAUCAAAGAACAUAUGGUAUCGCUCAAUCAAAGUGAAGGAACAACCUUCUUCAGUUCAGAUACAAUAUGUCUUUCAGAAGAGACAUUUACAGGUUUGGAACAAGUACAUACUCCUAAAUUUCUGAAUACUAUAAAAUGCUCUGGAAUACCAAAUCACGCCAUCACUUUAAAAGUUGGUGUACCCGUAAUGUUAUUGAGAAAUAUAGAUCAAUCUUCAGGGCUUUGUAAUGGAACAAGAUUAAUUAUCACAAGAAUUGGAAAUUGGGUUAUCGAGGCGAAAGUCUUAUCAGGACAAACGAUUGGACAAAAGGUUUUCAUACCAAGAAUGUCACUGACUCCGUCUGAUUUAAGAAUACCCUUUAAGUUUCAAAGAAGGCAGUUUUCAAUAGUUGUAUCAUUUUCCAUGACUAUCAAUAAGAGCCAAGGACAAUCUUUAUCUUAUGUUGGGCUAUAUUUGAAGAAAGCAGUGUUCACACAUGGCCAGCUAUAUGUUGCACUAUCACGGGUGACACGAAGACAAGGAUUAAAGAUUUUGACAUAUGAUGAUGAAGGAGAAGUUUCAAAGGAAGCAACUAAUGUAGUGUUCAAAGAAGUUUAUCGUAAUUUGAGUGUAGAUUGA
Capsicum annuum is the source of this 888-nucleotide messenger RNA. RefSeq names its product ATP-dependent DNA helicase PIF1-like. NCBI's taxonomy places the organism in Eukaryota, Viridiplantae, Streptophyta, Magnoliopsida, Solanales, Solanaceae. The coding region runs from base 1 to 888 and encodes 295 amino acids. The transcript has a single exon. The record is from RefSeq and is a predicted model, not a curated record.